GUGAUCGGAGGUGCGUAGCUUGCGCAAUGUCGUUAGGCAUGGAAGUCAAGGCCAUCGGCCAAGAAACCAACGCCUUAAUCAUGAUGAUCGAGGACGGCAACGAUGACGAGGUGCUCACCAGCAACGACGGAGGCAGGGACAGUCACGGAGAGAUGAUCGUCACCGACGACGACGACGAGCUGUUCGAGCUCGACAUCACCCUCCUGCGCGGCGUCGACAACGAAGACGUCCAAGACCGACACGAUUGCCACAGCGCUGGUGAUGGCGCCCAUGCCCUGAUGGCCAACUGCCUGCUGCCAGUGAGCUCGGUCAGCACGGCGGUGCCGGUCACGGACAGCAACAUCAUCUCGUCCUACUACGCCUUCUCCACGUACAGCAGCUCGAGGAAGUUCGGCAUCAGCGGCGGUGGCAGGAGGAGGCUUGGGCGAGCAGCGGCUGACGGCCGCAGUUCCACUUGGGCGAGGUUUCGCCUCUCGAGCAGGGGAUUCGCAACCGUCGGGAAUUUUCAGAGAUAGCAGCUCCGUGUAUACGAAGGAAACGUCAGAUGUAAAUGUGAAAUAGCACGGACCAAGUUAAGUGUUACAUAAAAACUAGAUAAACGAGAUACGGAAGACACAGAUUUUUACGUGGAAACCCUGCGGAAAAAAAUCAUUAACACACGAAGGCGCAAUUACUAUGAGGGUGGAGUAUUACAAGCACGAGACGACAGAAAGUCUUUAGGUGUGACUACAUGGAGUAUAUAUU
This is a messenger RNA of Hordeum vulgare subsp. vulgare (domesticated barley), 744 nucleotides long. RefSeq lists its product as uncharacterized. The record is from RefSeq and is a predicted model, not a curated record. The transcript has a single exon. Lineage: Eukaryota; Viridiplantae; Streptophyta; Magnoliopsida; Poales; Poaceae. Bases 27 to 515 code for a protein of 162 amino acids.